AUGAGUAAACGUACAAUAGUAGAAUGGUCACCCCAUGAUACGUCGUUAUUUGCCGUAGGAGCAGAUAAUCUCCGAUUAUUUGAAGUGACAACAUCUCGUCAUGAUUACGCUGACUCGACAACUGAACGUGUAAUCCCCACGACACAGCGCAAACGUGCUUUUCGUGUCGUGCGUAUCACUGCAAAAGUCUCACAAGUCAAAUGUUUACAAUGGUAUCCAUAUGAAUCAAAAUCAUUAUUAAUUGCUACAGGGACAGGGUCUGGAAAAGUACUAUUAAAUGAUUUUGAUGAUCCACGGACGCGUGUUGUGCGUGAAUUUCUACCCAAAUACAGUCGACCGUGUCAUGCUGUGGCUUGGAAUCCAUCGGUACCGAAUCAAUUGGCUGCAGGUUUUGAAAAAGUACGAAGUGAUUUUUGCACGUUAGUAUGGGACCUCAAUGCUUCAAAUGCAGUGACUGGGAUGACCAGUAGCAGUAGUACUGGAGGAGAUGUGGAAGGUCUUGGAGACCAAGAUGGAGGCUUGGAACGAUCUAGUAACACCAGGAAAGGAAGCAAUAAUGGACCAAGUAAUACCAGUAUUGGUGUUGGAGCUGGAUCCAAUGCAUUUGGAGCUGCAGACUCGAAACCAGUUUAUGAAUUGGCUAAUUCAGAAGCAACGAUGGCACUCUCAUGGGUGCCACUUCAGCCAACGUGUUUAGCUACAGGAACAGGCUUCAAGUGGCUGCGUGUGUACGAUUUGCGCACGAAAGGGUCGUCUCCGAUGAGUGUGGUGGCACACAAUAAGGCGGUGCUGGGUGUGGUGUUUGACCAGCAUCGACCGCAUAUGCUCGCUACGUAUAGUGAUGCACCACAGGAACCAGUAAAAGUGUGGGAUAUUCGUCAACUGGAAUCGUCAUCAGGACCAAUGCUUUCGCUGUACCAGACGAGCAAGAAUCUCGUUCAAGUGUCGUGGUGCCCAUCUAAGCCAGGUAUUUUAGUGACGGCGUCCACUGAUGAGAAGUGGGUGUCGUUGUGGGAUGUCACAAAGCAGGAGAGCGGAUCUUCGACGAUCAAAAAGCCGUUCCGUAGACGCUACACCUCGGAACCCCUGACGUCUUUUUCUUGGCAGCAUGUGGAUUCUUCAUCGCGAGUACAACGCGCUACACAUGUGGGCAGGAGUAGCAAUGUUCAGAAGGACCAACUCACGGCGGCAGCUUUCCCGAAUCGACUAAUGACUGCAUCAGUUACAGGUGAGCUGGUAGACAUUUCAGUGCAUGAUGUCAUGCCACUCUCGCUGUCUUCGCAUGGAGCAGUGACAUUUGGAUGUGGCAGACUACUGUUUGGCGGAUCUGUCAUCGGGUCUGGAUUGGGGACUUCAGCUAUGAGUCGACUGACACUGGAGGACGAAAUUAAUUUUGGCUCCCGUGUCGAAGAGGACAUUUCUGAUGGAAUGUACAAGCUUGCUAAGCGAGGCUAUUCCAUUGGACUAUCGAAGAAUCUAAAGUUAUUCAAUGAAGCUACACCACGUAGCAGACAGUUGCGCAAUUUGUGGUUGUGGGUCGACCAAGUGGAGGCUCUACGCCAAAUCCGAGCUUCACGAGUAGAGCAGUCAUGCUCUACAAGUAAUGGUCUCGGGAAUAAUGCGGUCAAUGCUGCAAUGGCUGGUCCGCUGCGUGGGUGGCCUGUUGAUCCAAAUGCGCUCGUAACCGCUGGUGUAAAGAACUUGUUGACAGCCUCUGGGGAUCUCGCGGCGAUUACAAGACCCGGUUCUUCUGAUCCUACUUCCACUACCCUUGAGGAUGCCAGAGAAGAAGAACCUGCUGUUGCUGUUGUAUCUGUGAUGAAGACGGACUCGAUUCUUGGUUGCCAGUACUUUGAAGGACCCGGACGUCGAUUGGGUUUAUUAGCAUGCAACUGGGAUCCUGACAACGGUCAGGGAGGGUCUCGCGCAUCAUCAGCAAGUGUGGGUGGACCAGGCCUUGACAACGCUGCAGGUAGAAAUAUUCAUCGAAGUAGCUCAAGUAUUUGGAAUCCUCAGAAGCAGUACGAUGAAAAUGCCCAGCUUGCCAAUCGUUCGUGCAAUGAAAAUGGUCGACAUAACUUACAAGACAUUCUGAAAGAAUGCGAGUUGGAUGGCAAUUACGCACGAGCGGCGGCGCUGGCAGUAUUCCACGGAGACUUGAACGCAGCUGUGGCGCUACUUCAGAAAGGAGCUACGUGGUUGACGCAGACGCAGCACUUGAACGUUGGUUCCCCAUCACCCUAUUCGCCUGACCUGCUACAACUUAUUGCGAUGUCUCUUGCAGGCUAUUCGUCAUCCGUUACCAGUGCGGGCGGGGUGUCUCUGUGGUCAACUAUGACACAGCAAUUGUUAAAGCGGAGUGAGGUCAUGUCGCAGGCUAACCCUCGGUAUUUUCACGCGAUGCUUUCGUUCUUGUGCGUCGCAAGUUUGUCUUCUGCGUCCACGUCAACAAAUAUAAACGCCAUGCGGGCUAACCAGCAACCUCCACGGCGCACAAAUAGUCGAAGACAGUGGGGAAGCGUAGAGGGACUAUUUGGUGGAGCUAGGCCUGCAAGUGCUGGUGCAUACUCGGCGAUUCUCAACGAUAUCACAUUGCCUUUAAGCGACCGACUAGCGUUUGCAUGUCGAUAUCUCCAGGCUGACGAUUUGCUUGCGUUUGUCGCUCAGCAUGAAGAAGAAAGCCAACAGUUUGGUCGUUUGGAAGGAUUGAUUGUGACUGGAAUAAAUGCUGAUGGAAUCAAGCUUCUUCAGACAUAUGUGGACAUGACAGGAGACAUCCAGACGCUGGCAUUACUAGCUGCACGCCUUCCCUCUUCGUACGUGGCAAAAUGGUCUACCCUGGAAAAGUGGAUUCAAAUUUACACGGAUUUGCUGAAUCAGUGGCAGCUGUUCCACGAGCGAGCGCGAUUCGAUGUUGGUCGCUCGCAGCUUGAGGACCUCCUGAAUGGCUUUGCUAGUUUCUUGCGUGACUGUGAUGCAGGCGAACAUCAAGCCGAACUUUUAGGACCGUCAACGCUCGCGGUUCCACCACAGUUAUUCGUACGAUGCAAUUUCUGCAAUGUAUCGCUAUCGUUGGCUAGUUUGCUGCGACUUGGUGGUUCGCACUCGUCGUGGUUAAAUCGUGCCAAGCCUAAACUUACAUGCUGUCCGUCAUGCCGAAAACCACUACCACAGUGUGCGCUAUGCUUACUCCCAUUCGGAUCACUAAAUCCGUACUUCGAAUUGGCACACCGCCGCUCAAGACAAGCAUCUGAUGCAGUAAACACGCUAGUGACCAGCGUAGCAGCCGAUCAUGGAGGUGUGCUGAAAGAACCCAAAACAGGCAAAAACGAGUACGAGAACUUAGGCCAGCUCUCCAGCAUUCCGUUUGUGGAGUGGUUCACCUGGUGUCAAUCGUGCAAGCACGGUGGUCAUGCCCACCACCUUGCAGACUGGUUUAAAACGCAUACAGUGUGUCCUGUUACAGACUGCAACUGUCAGUGCCAGCACUUGGACUUGCCGAUUGUGAGCGACAACAAUCAAAAGACGCUUAUUGAGCAACAGCGAGCAAGCGCUGCGGCUUUGGCUACUCAACGUGCAGCUUCGAAGGAAAAAAUAAAGCAGCAACACCAGCACCCCAUUAAAAUCACAGGACGCCAAAGCAUUGAUGCGUGCUGGAAAGAAGCAGCAACAACUGGGAUCACAAAGCUCGCAGCACACGGUUCUAGUAGUGGAUAUCCACCACCCCUUUCACUAUCGGGAAGCAACUCAAUGGCAAACCUCUCCAGUGGGGUCAACGCCAUUGUUCCUGGCAAAAAUGUUAAUAGCGGAUCGAUAAGCGACGGGAUGUCUCUCGGCAAUAAACUUGAUCAGUUGGAGAAGGACAAGAGCAGCUAUCAGUUCAUGUGA
Peronospora farinosa is the source of this 3888-nucleotide messenger RNA. Lineage: Eukaryota; Oomycota; Peronosporomycetes; Peronosporales; Peronosporaceae. The record is from the annotation of a GenBank genome assembly.